Messenger RNA from Chaetomium globosum CBS 148.51, 1383 nucleotides. RefSeq lists its product as uncharacterized. Lineage: Eukaryota; Fungi; Ascomycota; Sordariomycetes; Sordariales; Chaetomiaceae. The coding region runs from base 1 to 1383 and encodes 460 amino acids. Gene Ontology annotation, molecular function: hydrolase activity. The transcript has 2 exons. The record is from RefSeq and is a predicted model, not a curated record.
AUGGAGUACAAAGCCCAACCGCCUUCCCCUCUCGGCCGCCGAAUCCAACCCCGCCUCAUAAUCCACGGCGGUGCCGGCAACAUCACCCCCGCGACCCUAACCCCCAAGCGCUACGCCGAGUUCCGCACCGCCCUCCUGACCAUCAUCUCCCACGCCCACACCUUCAUGACCACCCCCACCCCCACUUCCACCCCCCCAAAACUCCCCUCCUCCCUCGCCGUCGCAACCCACGCCGUCACCCUCCUCGAAGACAACCCGCUCUUCAACGCCGGCCAUGGCGCCGUCUUCACGCGCGACGGCCUGCACGAGCUCGAGGCCUCGGUCAUGGUAUCACGGGGCCACGCCAAGCGCGGCGUGGGCGUGUCCGGCCUGCGGCGCGUACGCAACCCCGUGCGGCUGGCGCGCGAGGUGCUGGAGAGGGGGGAGCGGGAUUUGAAGGGAUUGGGGUUGGGGGAGGGGACGGGGUUGGAUGUGCCGAGUGCGCAGGGCCAUACGCAUUUGCAUGGCGCGGCGGCGGAGCAGUUGGCGGAGGGGUAUGGAUUGGUGAUGGUGGAGCAGGGGUAUUUUUGGACGAGGCGGCGGUGGGAGGAGCAUGUGAGGGGGUUGGAGAGGGAGAGGGAGCGGGGUGGGCUGGGGACGUGGUGUAAAGAGGAGUAUGUCCCUCAGGGGACGGUGGGCGCCGUGGCGGUGGAUGAGGAGGGUGUUGUCUGCGUUGCUACGAGCACGGGGGGGUUGACGAACAAGGUGACGGGGAGGAUUGGGGACACGCCUACCGUCGGGGCGGGGUUUUGGGCGGAGGAGUGGGUUGAAAGUGCUGGUGGUUCGGGUGCUGCAUGGGCGAGCUAUGGUCCGGCGGUGGUGUUGUCCGGAGCUUUGAAGGGGGUGAUGGCCGAGUGCUUCCCGACGCCAUGGAUGUACAACCCCCUGGCAUCUGCUGCGGGCGACCUGACGAGAACUCGCUCGGUUGCUGUCUCUGGGACUGGCAAUGGCGACUCGUUUCUUCGGACAGCAGCCGCCAGAACCGUGGGCUCAAUUGCACGCUUCGACGGGGAUACUUCCACAGCAGCGGUCACCAAAGUUACUGGGCCAGGCGGUGAGCUCCAAAACAGCGCUGGAGAUCGUUGGGGCAAGACCGGCGAAGGUGAGGGCGGCAUGAUCGGCAUCGAGUGUACCGUGGUAAAGGAUGGCGAGGGCCGCGUGGUCGUGGCCCGUUCCGAGCUGCUCCAGGAUUUUAACUGUGGGGGCAUGUUUCGGGCUUGGGUUGACGAGCGCGGGGUCGCAUUCGCUCGAGUAUUCAGGGACGACGAGGAGGUCCCUGAUGCGUACGUUGGCGAAGGCAAGCCGGAGAACCCACGCAUGUGGUCCGGGGAGAAACUAGGUUAG